This is a messenger RNA of Acaromyces ingoldii, 1776 nucleotides long. Its product is annotated as dihydrolipoyl dehydrogenase. Bases 115 to 1554 code for a protein of 479 amino acids. Gene Ontology annotation, molecular function: flavin adenine dinucleotide binding; dihydrolipoyl dehydrogenase (NADH) activity. NCBI's taxonomy places the organism in Eukaryota, Fungi, Basidiomycota, Exobasidiomycetes, Exobasidiales, Cryptobasidiaceae. Gene Ontology annotation, cellular component: oxoglutarate dehydrogenase complex; mitochondrion. The transcript is spliced from 3 exons. The record is from RefSeq and is a predicted model, not a curated record.
CCUCCUUUGCGCACAAAGAAGAUGCUCUCUCGAUACCUUGCCCGUUCCGGGCCAGCUCUCCCCGCGAGGGCUUUCCAGCCCAUGACGCUUCCUCGACUGGCGACGUCGACCUCGAUGCCGCUCGGCCGGCGCGGGCUUGCCUCGUCUGCAGACCCCUACGACGUUGUUGUCAUCGGUGGUGGCCCGGGCGGGUACGUCGCGGCCAUCAAGGCCGGUCAGCUUGGCCUCAAGACGGCCUGCAUCGAAUCGCGCGGCGCGCUCGGAGGGACAUGCCUCAACGUCGGCUGCAUUCCUUCCAAGGCCAUGCUCAACAACUCGCACCUCUACCACCAGGCCGCACACGACUUCAAAUCGCGCGGCAUUGACGUAAAGGAUGUCAGCGUCAACCUUGCCCAGAUGCUCAAGGCAAAGGACAAGGCCGUGACGGGUCUGACCAAGGGUGUGGAAGGCCUGCUCAAGAAGAACAAGGUCGACUACCUCAAGGGAUUCGGAAGCUUUGCAGGCCCGACCACGGUCAAUGUCAAGCUCAACGACGGUGGCGAGACCCAGGUGGAAGCCAAGAACAUCAUCAUUGCAACGGGAAGCGAGGUCACGCCCUUCCCUGGUAUCGAAAUUGACGAGGAGCAGAUUGUGUCUUCGACGGGUGCCCUUGAGCUCAAGAAGGUGCCCGAGAAGAUGAUUGUCAUCGGUGGCGGUGUCAUUGGUCUCGAGAUGGGCUCCGUCUGGAGCAGACUCGGUGCCAAGGUCGAGGUUGUCGAGUUCCUCGGCGCCAUUGGCGGUGCCGGCAUGGACGGCGAGGUGUCCAAGUCAUUCCAGAAGCUCCUCGAGAAGCAAGGGCUGAAGUUCAGCCUCGGCAAGAAGGUCCUUGAUGCCGAGAAGCGAGAUGGAAAGGUCUACCUCAACGUCGAAGACGCCAAGUCCGGCAAGAAGGAGCAAAUCGACGCUGAUGUCGUCCUCGUCGCCAUUGGGCGUCGGCCAGUGACGGAGGGCCUGAACUUGGAGGCGAUUGGAGUGGAGAAGGACAACAAGGGUCGCAUCGUCGUCGAUGACCAGUACAACACGACGUGCAAGGGCGUCAAGUGCAUUGGUGACGCGACAUUUGGGCCCAUGCUUGCACACAAGGCCGAGGAGGAGGGAAUCGCCGCCGUGGAGAUUAUCAAGCACGGCCACGGCCACGUCAACUACGGUGCGAUCCCCGCCGUCGUCUACACGCACCCAGAAGUGGCGUGGGUUGGCAAGACGGCAGAAGACCUCAAGAAUGAGGGCGUCGAAUUCAACGUGGGCUCCUUCCCGUACAUUGCCAACUCGCGAGGAAAGACAAACGGAGACACCGACGGCUUUGUCAAGUUCCUCGUCGAGAAGCAGACGGACAAGGUCCUCGGCGUCCACAUCAUUGGCCCCAACGCUGGCGAGCAAAUUGCUAGCGCGGUGCUCGCCAUCGAGUACAGCGCAAGCGCCGAAGACAUCGCACGGACAUGCCACGCUCACCCUACCCUGUCCGAGGCGUUCAAGGAGGCUGCCAUGGCCGCGUACGACAAGCCUAUCCACUUCUAGGUCAGACAUGCGAUCUGCGGUGGGACAGGUGGUUUGAGCCUCUAGACACACAAAUGAAAAUGCACAUUGAUUUGAUGGAUAAAGCGAGCGGUCCAGUCCACUCUUCAAAGGAAAGAGCAGAUAUAGUUUUGAGUAAAGCAUGCCAAAAACGGGAGGGGGGCCUGAUUAGAUACAACUACACAAGAGCACCAGCGCUCAUCGUCUAAAGUGAUCGUCCUUGUC